AUGGAGUUUUCAGUGUUUCUGCUAAUGUCCGUCUCCUUCACUGCGGCGUCGGUGUCGGCACAGGACAUGUUCCUGGUCACAGCGCCCAGUGUUUUCCACUUGGGGGUGAGGGAACGCGUGUCUGUGCAGCUGCUCUCAGACCUCCAGCAGCCCGUGUCGCUGUAUCUGGAGCAUGAGACGAGCGGGAUGCUGAUGUCGAACAAGGCCAGCUGUCAGAUGGCUCAGCGGGGGGAGACUGGCUUUGUGGAGCUGGAGGUGGACAAAGGGAAGCUGUCCCUCCUCCCUAAAGCGUCCCCCCGCUACCUAAUGCUGGUGUGUGAAAUCCGGCCUGGGCAGAGGGACAUGGUCAGGGUGCUGGUGUCUGAGCACAGAGGCUACAUCUUCAUCCAGACGGACCAGCCUGUCUACAGCCCCACACAGUCAGUAAAUUACAGGAUAUUUACCCUGGAUCACGCUAUGAGGCCCCAUGAAGAGUUUAUAUCCUUCGCUGUCUUUAAUGCCGGAGGAAACAAGGUAACAUCUGGGAUCGUCCGACCCAAAGAUGGGACCAUCACCAGAAAACUGAACAUCCCCGACGUCUCAGAACCAGGCAUCUGGAAGAUCGUGGCUCAUUAUCUGGGCGACGAGAAGAACGCUGCAAACCGGGAGUUUCGAGUGCAGAAGUUUGUCAUGCCCAGUUUCGACGUGUCUGUCGUGCCUGAGGAGAGCUACUUCCUGGAGACCCUGAAGGAGUUUAACUUCACCAUUUAUGCCUCGUACUCAUACGGUAAGAAGGUAAAGGGGGCGUUUCACUGCCGAUUCGGCGUGAGAGACGAGGCGGCAAAGGAGACAGAGAAACCGAGCACCGCCUUCAUCAGGGGUCUGCAGAAGACCGGCUCGUUAGAAGACGGCAAGGCGGAGAUCCUCAUCCUCACAUCCCAGCUGAAGCAUCUUCUGGCAGAGCGCGGCGCCAACCUGACACAGCUCGCUUUGGAUAGAGUACAGCUGCACAUCGCAGUGUCGGUCACGGACUCGGCCAGUGGGGAACUGCAGGAAGCUGAGCUCUUUCUCCCUAUGGUUUCCCGGAGGUUCUCAGUGGAUCUGUCCCGCACGCGCUCACACUUCAUUCCUGGCGUGCCUCUUCGUGUCUCUGUGCUGGUUCGUCUCCCAAAUGGCUCGCCAGCAGCUAAUAUUCCAGUGCGCAGUGAUGUGCCCAGGUCAUCUGAUCUAACCCGCAGUGGUUUUACUGACCAAGAGGGGGCACUGCAUUCCACUUUCAACAACAUUCCAGUUGGCGACCAACCUGUGACUAUUACGGUGACAGUCGAUGAUGGUGUUUAUGAGAAGAUCGUUUAUCCUUCCAUGUCACAAAGCAAAAGUUACCUGUACAUGGAUGUCAGUCCAGGCGUUGUUAGUCUGAGGGAAAGCGUCUCGAUUGAUUUCACUGUGAUUGGUGGGAAACCACGUGAUGGAAGGAUUUACUACCUGGUUCUUAGUAAAGGAGUUCUUAGAGAAAGCAAAUCUAUACAGACAGAAUCGGUAGCAAGAUCUUCCAUCUUGGUCGGCAGUGAUCUCAUCCCAUCUUUCCGCGUGAUUGGUUAUUACUACAACCAGGCUGGUGACAUCAUAGCUGACUCACUUUGGGUGGAUGUUAAGGACGUCUGUGAAGGGAAGAUUUCCCUGAGCUCAAAGAGCCAGCACACACCGGGCAGUAAAGCCAACUUGGACAUCGAGCUGGAAGGACAGAAGGCCAAAGUAGCCCUGCUGGCUGUAGAUAAAGCCAUUUAUGCUUUGAACGCCCAGAACAAGCUCACACCCAAGCAGGUGUUUGCCUCCAUGGAGUCCUACGACCUUGGCUGCUCCUACGGUGGGGGCUGGGACACAGCUGACGUCUUUAAUGAUGCCGGACUUUCCUUCAUCUCCCACCCCAAAGCGGCCACCUCCAGGAUGAGGAAAGGGUUUGGCUGCGAGUCGGGCUUCAGACGACAGAAACGUUCCCUUGACCUGCAGCAGUUCAUGAUGUCCAAAGUUCUUAGUUACGAAAGUGCGGAGCUUCAGCGCUGCUGCCAGGACGGCUUCACCCUGAUCCCCAUGAAGCGUACGUGUGAGGAGCGUGCCAGCAGGGUGUCCCAGACCGGGGGGGGGGCCGCCUGUGCCACGGCCUUCCUGGACUGCUGUCGGGAGGGUAAUGCACAGAGGAAGCGGAUGAGAGCCCAGAGGACACAUGGCAGGACAGGGAGAGCCAGGCAGCAUUUCCAGAUCGAUGGACUCUUUCCAAACAGCACGAUUCCUGAAUCUCCCACCAACAUUUUUGCCAGGAUUGAGGGGGAGGUGUUCGGCCAGUCCACAGCGCUGCCUUUGCUGUCCCCCGCGGGGGUGCAGGCUCUGCUGACGGCCCCCAUGGGGUGUGCGGAGCAGACCAUGAUCCGGAUGACCCCCACGGCCCUCGCCCUCCGCUACCUGGACCACAGCCAGGGCUGGGUGGAGCUGCCCCCGGGGAGCAGAGAUGUGGCCCUCAGCCAUGUUGAGAAUGGUUAUUCCAGAAUUUUAAUAUUUAGAAAGUCUGAUGGUUCUUAUGGAGCCUGGACCAGCCAUCCAUCCAGUAACUGGCUGACAGCCCUGGUUGUGAAGGUGAUGUCUCUGGUGGUUGAUCGACAGCUGGAGGGCAGGGGAGAGAAAGGGAGGGAGGAGAUCGGCAUCUCCCAGGACGAGAUCCAAAAGUCAGUGGAGUAUCUGAUCUCAAAGCAGGACGGAGAUGGCAGCUUUAAAGACCCCAAUCCGGUCAUUCACAGGGAAAUGCAGGUGAUGAUCAAGGAGGAAUGCAGAGUAUGGCACUCCAAAUCUGAUACUCGAUUACAGAACGAGGAGCGCCACCGCCAAGUGCCCCCACCAGAAGCCAUCACCGUGGAAACCACUGGCUACGCCCUUUUGGCCGCCUUGGCCAAUAAGGACCUGGAGUGGGCGGAUUCUGCCGCUUGCUGGCUUUCUAAGCAGGAGAACUAUGGCGGAGGGUUCAGGUCCACACAGGACACCAUCGUAGCGUUGGAGGCCCUGUCUGAGCUUGCAAUAAGCAGGCCCCCCCAGGCCCCCUCAAAAAUGGAAGCAAAGUUUUCCGUGUCGGGGAGGAGCCAGACAGAGAAGCUCACGUUGGAAAAGAAAGGGGACAGAGUGCAGGUGGAACUGAAGAGGCUACUUGGGGCCACAAUUAAUGCAGAGCUAACAGGAAAUGGAAAAGCCAAACUGAAGGUGGUCAAGGCCUACCAUGUACUGGAGCCUGUAGAAAGCUGCGAGCUUCUCUCCAUCAAAGUCACCAUGGAAGGCAAAGUACAAUACACUGCUGAUGUGAUGUAUAACUAUGACUAUGAAGAGUAUUCUGAUGUGGAGGAUGGGAACGGGGACAGACGGGAUGAGGGCAUCCCUCGCUCCGAGAUCGACUGGUUCGACGCCCGCAGCCGCCGCAGGAGGGACACAGAGCAGAGUGACCAGAACGCAGUUGUAUACUCUGUGUGCGUCAGUCACCACCCGAGCAGGAACCUCUCCGGAAUGGCCGUCGCUGACAUCACACUGCUCAGCGGCUUCCAGGCGCAGAGAGAAGAUCUAGACAAAGUCAGACCGCCGUUACCAUUCACCCCCCCAACCCAACCCCCUUUUAGAAUGACACCUAAACUGAGACGUUAUAAAGUAAUAGUUACCAGCGUCUCCGAAAAGAGUAACUUUGAACUCUACGAGAUGAGAGUGAAAGACGUUCUCCGAGCUAACGGUGACAUUAGUGUAGGGGCAGGCAGCGUCCGGGUGUUUGCCAAGAGGCGCCACUGUAAGGGGCAGCUGGACCUGGAUCAGAUCUAUCUCAUCAUGGGCCAGGAUGGCGGCACCAAGGACACCAACGGAGAGAUGCAGUACUUGCUGGACUCUUCAACCUGGGUUGAAAAGUUGCCUGAGGAAAGCAAAUGCAAAGCAUCAGCAAACAGGAUUUUCUGCAGGGAUCUGGACAAUUUUUUGGUUGAGUACCAGACCAAUGGCUGCACUCAGUGAAUCUGGCCAUGUGGCAACGAGGAAGUGCAAUGAAAAUAGAGACCAGCGCCGUAUUAACAGUGUCGCAGGUUCCUUGCGCCCUCCUCUGGACAUUACCUGGUAGUGUCAAUUCAUUUUUUUAAUGAAAAAAAUAGGCUUUAAGUGGUAAAUCUUUAGUUUCACAAUUGUUAGAACAGAUCAACAGUUCAAAUUAGUUAUGCAGCUUUUCAGGCUUCAAAUUGUAUUUUUAGCUGAUAUUUACCAUAUGUUACAUGUAUGUAUUAAGUGUCCAAAGUGCUGUAAAGUUGAGGAUCAGAGAUCAGGGCCAGUCAGUGUCCCUGUCGGGGUUAGGGCUGUCCUCAAGGGCCCAAUGCAGAAAUUAAACCAAAUUAUCCAACAUCA
This is a messenger RNA of Paramormyrops kingsleyae, 4392 nucleotides long. The record is from RefSeq and is a predicted model, not a curated record. NCBI's taxonomy places the organism in Eukaryota, Metazoa, Chordata, Actinopteri, Osteoglossiformes, Mormyridae.